AUGUCGUUCCGCGGUCGAGGACGAGGCGGAGGAUUUAGCAGAGGCGGCGGAGGAGACGCUGGUGGAAGAGGUGGAUUUCGAGGCGGUCGUGGAGGGUUCCAGCAGCCAUACGGACCUCCAGACCAAGUCUACGAAAUGGGCCAAUUCAUGCACGCAACCGAAGGCGAAAUGGUCUGCGAGUCCGUAAACGUCAAGAUUCCCUACUUCAACGCCCCCAUCUACCUCGAGAACAAGACCCCGAUCGGCAAAGUUGACGAGAUCCUCGGCCCACUCAACCAAGUCUACUUCACAAUCAAGCCACAGGAAGGAAUCCAGGCAACAUCGUUCAAGACUGGCGACAAGGUCUACAUUGGCGGCGACAAGCUCCUACCGCUCGAGAAGUUCCUGCCCAAGCCCAAGCCUCCGCCCGGCGCGCCCAAGGUCAAGAAGCCAAAGGGUGCAGGUGGUGAUCGCGGCCGCGGUGGACGAGGCGGAGGAUUCAGCAGGGGUGGACGUGGAGCGCCAAGAGGACGGGGUGGAUUCGGCGGUGACAGAGGCAGGGGCGGUGCAAGAGGCGGAAGCAGGGGUGGCUUCUCUGGCAGCGGUGGCUUCUCCCGAGGUGGUGGCGGUGGCUUUGGCGGCCGAGGAAGAGGUGCGCCCAGAGGUAGGGGAUACUAG
This is a messenger RNA of Fulvia fulva, 657 nucleotides long. Its product is annotated as H/ACA ribonucleoprotein complex subunit GAR1. Bases 1 to 657 code for a protein of 218 amino acids. Gene Ontology annotation, cellular component: box H/ACA snoRNP complex. The record is from RefSeq and is a predicted model, not a curated record. Gene Ontology annotation, biological process: ribosome biogenesis; snoRNA guided rRNA pseudouridine synthesis. The transcript is spliced from 2 exons. Lineage: Eukaryota; Fungi; Ascomycota; Dothideomycetes; Mycosphaerellales; Mycosphaerellaceae. Gene Ontology annotation, molecular function: box H/ACA snoRNA binding.